This is a messenger RNA of Solea senegalensis (Senegalese sole), 1395 nucleotides long. It is a transcript of the gene cibar1, whose product is annotated as CBY1 interacting BAR domain containing 1. Gene Ontology annotation, cellular component: ciliary basal body; ciliary transition zone. Gene Ontology annotation, biological process: cilium assembly. Bases 122 to 1015 code for a protein of 297 amino acids. The record is from RefSeq and is a predicted model, not a curated record. The transcript is spliced from 9 exons. Lineage: Eukaryota; Metazoa; Chordata; Actinopteri; Pleuronectiformes; Soleidae.
GAGGGAGAAUCCAUGGAAACGGCAGACUGGCGUGCUAGCCUUUAGCAUAGUUAGUUAGCGUGAAACAGGGACAAACGUAGACGUGCGCUGCCGCCAUUUCAUUUAGUUAAUCUCUGCGAAGAUGAGUCGGACACCUGAUGCAAGAGCGAGGGACAACCAGACAAGAAGGAUCCAGGAGAGUGUCACCAAUGUAGAAAAACAUUUUGGAGAGAUGUGCCAGCUUUUUGCUGGCUAUGUUCGUAAAACAGCCAGGCUGCGGGACAAGGCUGACCUCCUGGUUCGUGAGAUCGGCUUGUAUGCUGACACAGAAACGCCAAAUCUAAAGAGGGGUAUGAAGCAGUAUGCUGACCACCUGGCCAAGAUUCAAGACUACCGCCAAGCUGAGGUGGAAAGACUUGAAGCCAAAGUCAUAGAGCCAUUAAAAGGUUAUGGUGACGUUGUGAAACGUAAAAGGGACGAUCUGAAGACGACGCAAAGUGCCAGAGACAGAGAAGCUAAACAGAUGGCUCAGCUUGAGAGGACCAGACAAAGAAACCCCUCAGACAGGCAAAUUAUUUCUCAGGCUGAAAGUGAGCUUCAGAGAGCCACAAUGGAUGCCACACGGACAACCAGGCAGCUGGAGGAGACCAUAGAUGAGUUCGAGAAACAGAAAAUCCGGGACAUCAAGAAAAUAUUCGGUGAGUUUGUGACAGUGGAGAUGUCAUUCCAUGCGAAGGCCUUGGAGUUGUACACCAUGGCCCAUCAGAGCAUUCAAAGUGUGGAUGAGGAGGAGGACCUAGAGGUGUUCAGGAGUUCGCUGCAUCCCCCUGACUACCAGUCACGCUUAGACAUAGUACGAGCUAAUUCUAAAACCUCCCUCGAUCGGACCGGCUCCUUUCUGAGUACUUCAGGGACUUUACAGCAACAAAGAGCUUACAGUCAGCAGACGAGAGGUGAAGAGGAGGACAACGACGACGAAGAUGAGUCUGAGGAGGAGGACGAGGAGGAGGAGGAGGACACAGAUGAAGAAGAUUAAAUUCAGUGAAAAUGAUCUGUAUUUAUAAUCGUGCUUUUCUAGUCUUCUGUUUUGCCAUUCGCACAGUGCAUCUACAGCGAGAGAUUGAACCUCUCUGGUUGGACGACGACCUGCUCUACCAGAUGUAUUAUCCCUUUGUUUGUUUCUGUUUUUGUAAAAGAAAAGCAAUGUCAUUGCCAAAAUCCCCUCUGUUACAGGUGAUCUGAGCAGUAUUUAAGUGGUGCUUUACUGUUGUGCUGUGCUUUGUAAGCGAGCUUGUUCUUCUUUACUAAUAUUAGUUUGUUGUUUUUGCGUCUGUAAAUUUUUAUAUUGCACACAAAGCGAAGAUGUGCAAUAUAUGGUGUCACGUCUUUAUAAAUAAAAAUGAGUUUGUUAUUUUC